Messenger RNA from Anopheles maculipalpis, 1463 nucleotides. RefSeq names its product fork head domain transcription factor slp2-like. Bases 17 to 1342 code for a protein of 441 amino acids. Lineage: Eukaryota; Metazoa; Arthropoda; Insecta; Diptera; Culicidae. The record is from RefSeq and is a predicted model, not a curated record. Gene Ontology annotation, molecular function: DNA-binding transcription factor activity; sequence-specific double-stranded DNA binding. Gene Ontology annotation, cellular component: nucleus. Gene Ontology annotation, biological process: regulation of transcription by RNA polymerase II. The transcript has a single exon.
CAACGAAUGCUUAUUGAUGGUCGUUGAAAGUAUGGUUAAAAUCGAGCCAACCAUGAUGAACGGUCAGACGAUGUUUGGCGUGGCACGGGCACCGCUCAAGUCCAGCUUCUCCAUUAACUCGAUCCUGCCCGAAACGAUGAAGUCUUCACCGUCUCCAACGCCCUCCCCAACGCACCAGUCCUGCCCGUCGCCGAUCGGUUCCGAGGAGCAAGAUCACGAUCUCACCGACACAGAGAGCGAUCUGGACGUAACCGGCACCCCACCACCGAUGGACUGUAGCAGCAAAGACAAAUCGGACGAGACGGAGGGUGAGGGUGCGAGCGGCAGUGGCAGUCCUUCCUCCAGCCCUGCCAAGGAUGGGGAGAAGAAGGGCAACGAAAAGCCCCCGUACAGCUACAACGCACUGAUCAUGAUGGCUAUUCGGCAGAGCGCGGAGAAGCGACUUACACUGAACGGCAUCUACGAGUACAUCAUGCGCAACUUCCCGUACUACCGUGACAACAAGCAGGGCUGGCAAAACUCGAUCCGUCACAAUCUCAGCCUGAACAAGUGUUUCGUGAAGGUUCCGCGGCAUUACGACGACCCCGGCAAGGGUAACUACUGGAUGUUGGACCCGUCGGCGGAGGAUGUGUUUAUCGGAGGUUCGACUGGAAAGUUGCGCCGCCGCUCGACAGCCGCCUCCCGGAGCCGUUUGGCAGCGUUCAAGCGAUCGCUCGUUGGUCCAAUGUUCCCCGCCCUCGGCUAUCCCCAGUUCGGUCAGUUCCUCUAUCCAUCCCAUGCGGCUCAAGCACAGACGGCACUGCUAGCUGCCCAGAUGUAUCGGUACUCGCCGUACGCACCGAGUAUGGCACCGAAACCACCAACGCUUCCACUUCCACUACCGCUCGGUGCCGUCGGGUCCGGGUUCGGUAUGGAUCGGCUGCUCGGUGCUGGAGCAGCAGCUGCUGCAGCCGCCGCCCAAAUGCACCCUCAGUCCCCGAUGGCCAACAGUCCCCAAGCGCAGCAGGCCGAGAUCUACCAAAGACUUCAGUACCAUCAGCAUCUCCUCCAGCAGCAUGCCGCCGCUCAGCAGGCUGCUGCAGCGGCCCAAGCCCAUCAUCAGGCAGCCGCCGCAGCACAUCAUCAGCUGCAGCAGCAACACCAGCAACACCAGCAACACCAACAGCAACUAAGUCCCACCGCCAGCGAAGGGACGCAUCCCGGCUCGCCGCACCAUCCACACCAGCACCCGCAGCACUCACCACUCGGUUCGUUACCACCCCAAGGUUCGCCCACCGGACAUGGGUCACCGACGGGUCCGAUGAUCUUCAAACCGAUCACGCUCGUGUCGCGCCAAAGCUAGGACACGGACGGUGGGGUUAGUGCAAGUGCAACACAAACUCAAAGGUGGCAAACGCCCGACCAGUGAUAGUAGCAAUUCGUUAAUAUUCGGUUAAGCUAAACCUGCUGUGACUUUAGAAUGC